Molecule: messenger RNA, 1301 nt
Organism: Cuscuta campestris
Lineage: Eukaryota; Viridiplantae; Streptophyta; Magnoliopsida; Solanales; Convolvulaceae
Source: the annotation of a GenBank genome assembly
UGCUGAACCAGUAAGAGGUCUGAACCAUUAAGUGCUGAACCAGUAAGAGGUCUGAACCAUUAAGAGCUAGUAUAUUGCUUAACUAUUCAGAGGCAAAUGUCUGAUCAAUUCAGAUAAGAGGUCUUAACCAUUCAGACUCUGUAUAAUACUUAACCAUUCAGAGGCAAAUCUCUUAACCAUUCAGACAUCUGAAUCAUUAAGAGGCUGAAAUAAACACGGAGAGAGAAGAAGUCUGUUUCAGCAAGGGGACACAUCAUCAGAUUCUUUCUUACAUAACACUUCCAUAUAUCAUAUCAGAGAGAAGAGAGAGAGAGAAGAAGAAGAACACCCCACAAUAUAAUUCCAGUUCUCUCCCACCGUCCUUCGCCGGAGGGGCAUGAGAAUCUGCAUUUUGAUGCGGAUUCGAAAUCUGGGUCUCCCUCAAAAUGCAAUCUUUAUGCAAGUCCAACCUCGAUUUGGAGACAGGCGGUGAUGGCGGCCGGUCUUCCGGAGAGGAACUCUGCGUCGGCGUGGCGGCGGAAAAGAGAAGGAGAUCUUCGGCGGCGUCGGAGUGCCUGGUGGAGGUGGAUCUGGAAAGUGGGGACCCGGAAAAUGAAGGGCAUUUAGGGAAACCUGUGAGGGAUUGCAGGAUAUGCCAUUUGGGGUUGGAUGCAGAGAAUCCGGACUCUGGCUUGCCCAUUGAACUGGGCUGUUCUUGCAAAGAUGAUUUGGCUGUUGCUCAUAAACACUGUGCUGAGGCUUGGUUCAAAAUUAGAGGAAAUAAGACUUGCGAGAUAUGUGGAUCGAUAGCGCAAAGCGUGGUCGACAUAAAUGAUGCCGAGCACGAUCCGGAGCACUUGGAGCAGUCGAGCGACGCAAGUACAGCUGCGGUGACCACAGAACUGCCGGGACCCACGACCGAGUCCCGGGACUUCUGGCAAGGUCACCGUUUUCUGAACUUCUUGCUGGCUUGUAUGGUGUUUGCCUUUGUCAUAUCUUGGCUCUUUCACUUCAAUGUACCCUCAUGAUUAUAAAGAUCCCUUGAUGGAAAAAAAUGGAACAUGUGGUUAUGGUGCAUGCAGAAGAAUUGAUGAUUAUUAUAAUGUUGUUCAAACUAGCUAGCACCAGAUCUUCCUCAAAUUUGUAAUAUUCCAUGUUGUAAUGAUGUUAUGUUGUGUGUGUGCACGUUGAAUCAAUGUAAAAGAGCAUUUCCUUGUAACUUAAAAUCAAUUAUUCAAUGUUGUUCCUAGAAUAUAUCAUCUCUAAUUUAAUUGUCCACAUUUCAAAAAUAAUAACUCAAGUUAUAAAAACUGGUAAUUAGU